UUAAGGUUUAAAGUAAAAGAAGUUAAAACAAAUAACACCAGAGAAGAAUAUUUAGAUACAUCCUCUGCAGAGAUUAUCCUCAAGAAUCUGUGAUGGAUAAGAAGGAGUGAAUCCAUUUCUUUCAUUUAUUUACUUCAGAAUGGUGUCUACAUCUCUCCCUAAGUUCACAAGUGAUGAACUUUAUGAAUAUAUAAAAGAAGCAUUCUACCCUUACAGGACAAAUACUCCCAGGAGGAGUCUAGUGUAUCAUAUAAACGAACUCAGAGAUUAUCGUGGUUGGAAUGCACUGCACGUAGCAUGUGUACAUGGAGAAUUGGGGAUGGUUAAAUGGUUGAUACAUUCCUGUGCAUUAUCUCCAACCUUUAAAAAUAAUGAUGGAGUCACUCCAAUCCACUAUGCUAUAUUUUAUGGAUAUCCUGAGAUUGUAGAAUUCCUGGUAGAAUAUGAUGGUAGCCUGAUCUCAAGUUUAAAUGAUUCGACUGGUGAGUUUCCUCUCCAUGUUGCUCUGAGAUGGAAUAAACUAGAGAUUGCUGACGUUCUACUGACACAUGGAGCUAAUGUACUCCAGCCUACAGAACAAGGAAAAGAACUCCGAAAAGGACGAACUCCCUUACAUAUAGCUGUUGAGGGAGAAUCCCUGGAAUGUCUUGAUGAAUUAUUGAACUAUCUAGAUGUGGAUUCAGUUCACCCAGAACUGAACAAAACUCCAAUUCAGAUAUUUCUUGAGAUUGAUAAGUUUUAUGCCCCUAUGACGGAUCGUCAUGUAUGGCAGAUAAUGGAAAAAAUGCUUAGCAAAGCUCAUUGUCUUGAUGAUUUGAUGGCUAAUAUUCCCGGGACCUCGGAAAAUCUACUUGAAAGCUGCUUCAGACUUGGAAAAAGUAAAUUUUAUUUUGAUGCUCUAAUCAAGAUUGUAAUCCAAAAAAUCAUCGAUGCUUAUGGAUCAAAUAGAGAUAGAAUAAUAGAAUUCACACGCAGUCACCUGUCAGCCGCCUGCAGGGAGAAAAAUAUGGAUUUAUGCAAGGAAAUCAUUGUUUUUUUGAGCGAAGGAACUACAUCUACCCAAAAACCUGAUAUUCAUGAACUACAUCAGAUCAUUCACCCUGUAGAGAAUGACCAUAUAUUCAACAAGACAGCACUGAACUAUGCAAUAGGUGCAGAUUUGAUGGCUAAUUAUCUUGGGACCUCGGAAAAUCCACUUGAAAGAUACAUCAGACUUGAAAACAGUGAAUUGUAUUUUGAUGCUCUAAUCAAGUUUGGAAUCCAAAAAAUCAUCGAUGCUUAUGGAUCAAAUAGAGAUAGAAUAAAAGAAUUCACACGCAGUCAUCUGUCAGCCGCCUGCAGGGAGAACAAUAUGGAUUUAUGCAGGGAAAUCAUUGUUUUUUUGAACGAAGGAACUACAUCUACGAAAAAACCUGAUAUUCAUGAACUACAUCAGAUCAUUCACUAUACUGUAGAGAAUCACCAUAUAUUCAGCAAGACAGCACUGAACUAUGCAAAUCAGUAUGAUGAUAGAGUCUUAGGACUUGAGUUAUUACAGCUAGAGAAGCUGGUUCACCUGGACAAAAACAAAGGUCUUUCCUGUAUAAAGGAGACCCUAGAUAGUGGUCCCCUUCUUUCCUGGAUAAUACAGAGAUACAAAGAUUUUUUUCCAGAUAAAAACAAAUGGAAGACCAUUGGUAUUGCUGUCUUAACGUUUAUAAAGGUGGGGCUCCUUUCUUUUCUUCCUCUCCUUGUUGAUCUCAUCUCGGACAUUAAUCUUGCCUCUGACUAUGCAAGGUUUGGUUUCAGUAAUGAAACUGUUGCCAAUGAAGAGAUUAUCUGGAAUUGUACUUCCUCUGUAAGUUCUUCAGCUCUGGAUUCUUCAUGCUUUAAGUUUAUUUAUGUUCUUGUGUUGUGGAUUCUUGGAAUAGUAUUCCAGAUUCUCCACUACAAAUUUGCACAUCAAUGGUCAGAUUUAAAUGGUGUCACCGGAAUAAGCAGAGUAAAAGGAUGGUUUGAAAGGAAUGAGAUUCUCCCCUUGCUUAAUUUAGAGAGCAACACAUCGACUCAAGCUACAGGUCUAGAAGAUGUGUGA
Molecule: messenger RNA, 2074 nt
Organism: Eurytemora carolleeae
Lineage: Eukaryota; Metazoa; Arthropoda; Copepoda; Calanoida; Temoridae
Exons: 8
Coding region: 140-2074 (644 amino acids)
Molecular function (GO): protein binding
Source: RefSeq, a predicted model, not a curated record